Parasteatoda tepidariorum (common house spider) is the source of this 3881-nucleotide messenger RNA. RefSeq names its product SAGA-associated factor 29kDa. Lineage: Eukaryota; Metazoa; Arthropoda; Arachnida; Araneae; Theridiidae. The record is from RefSeq and is a predicted model, not a curated record. Gene Ontology annotation, cellular component: SAGA complex.
CAAUUCUGGAAACCAAUAGUUGAUGAAAAACUUUUGAAUUUCUGUCCUUAUGGUAAUACAGAAAUGUCUGUAAGAAAAGUUUUUGACUUUUGCAGGGAUUUUAUCGAAAAGAUGGAAAAUGGUUAUAAUUCAACUCUCUAUGGUAGAAUUGAUAAUCUGAUUACCAAGUGGUUGUUUAAUCGGAUAACUGCUACACAUGAACGUGAGAUGGAUAUUAUUAAUGAGCUUAUAAAGUUAUCACGUGCAGAAAUUAAAGAAGUAUCUUCUGUGUUGAAGGAAAUACACACCAUUCAAGAAAAAAGUUGCAGUGAUGUGAUUGCAGAUGUUGCUAGAAAAAACUGUGUUUCAAAUUCAGACUUUUAUAAAUUAUUUUUGGAGCUCUCACCUUUGAUUCCUGUAUGGAUGGGUAGCAUAAAUGAAACUGCUCCUCGACUGGUUGGAGCUAUUCCUGCCGAAGAUGACAGUCUGCUUAAACCUGGUCAAUAUGUUGCUGCUUAUGUAUUACCUGGAUCAGUGAAUCCUAAUAGCGAUGAAUAUAGUGGCGUUAAUCCUGAUGAUGAUUCUAAUGAGGACGCAGUUGAUAUCCCACCACCAAAUGAAGAGUUUGGAAUCAUAGGCUCUUGGAUUUUGGCCCGUGUAUUAGUGAAAACAGGAAAGUCCAGAAGAUAUAAAAAUAAUAAAAAUGCAUUAUAUACAGUUGUUGACAUGGAUAAUAUUGCUUACCCACACUAUCUUGUUGAAAGAAAAGUGGUUAUACCUCUUCCACUUUAUAGAGCAGAUCCCAAAACUAAUCCUGAAGCUAUUUUUCCUGUUGGUACUGUUGUUCUUGCCCUUUACCUGAAUACAACUUGCUUUUAUCCUGCUGUUGUUUUAGAUACUCCAAAAACUUUGAACGACACAUACACUAUCUGUUGCAGAGAUGUGAAUAACAAGCUGCAGUAUGGACCUGUGAUACGUGCACCACAAAGAUAUGUCAUUAAAUAUGUAGAACCUUUAUCACUUUUUACUGAAUGCCAAAGAAGAGUAUUAAAUGAGGUUUUGUCUUUUAAGUACAGUGAUACGACAGCAAAACCGCACUUUUCAAAAAAUUAUUCCUAAGCGCACAGUGGUCAAUCUCCGAAAUCAAUAAUUUUAAAGCAUUAUUUUAACUUUUCUAAACAUCACCAGAUAGCAGCACUACACUUAGAUUAUAUCUUCCUUUGAAAAAAAUAAAAAGUUUUCAAGGCCCUUUUUCAUUACUACAAGUUUUUUUUUUUUACUCAAUAAAACACAAAAAAAUUUUGAAGUAUAUCACUCAGAUUUGUUGUUUAUGAGCUCCUUUUGACACACAAAUUUUUCCCAACAGAAAAGUAUUUAAUUUUUACCUUUAUUUUUUUUUUGGUUUCAGAGUGAAGCCACUGUGCCCCUAGUCAUAUGGUGAAGUGGGUAAAAAUUUAUUAGGGUUUUUUUCUUGCAUGGGGCUUAUAAAUGGAGAGCAAUAUGUCUAUUUCUAUUAAAAAUAAAGUCUAUUACCUCAAACUUCUUAUCUGAAACAAAUUUAUUCUGCCUUUUUUGGUCUUUAAAAUUAUAUAAAUUAUUUUAGUAUUGAAGUUCAUUGUUUGAUUUCUGAAAAGUGAAAAUAUAUUGUAAAAAAAGUUAAAAAAGAUAAUAUUUUUUUAUCACAUGAAAAUGUUCUGUGUGGACAAUGGUUAACCACCGAAACCACCACCCCCUUUGUGGUACAAUGAAUCAGAUUUUUUUUUAAAUGUAUUUUUCCCAUUCUUAGAACCUAUGCAACAUAUUUAGUUUCUCAAUUUUAAAAAAAUAUGAAGAUUUAUGUUUGUGUGCCUCAAAGGGUUAAGAGAUUACCUAACUAGUGCUCCACUGAUGACUAAAAUAAAAUUAUCAUUUACUAAAUUCAAGUUAAACUAUGACAACUAUUUUUAUUUUAAAAAAUGACUUAAAAUUUAUUUUUAGAAAACCAGUGACUAAUUUUAUGGAAAGAAAAACAAUUAUUUAAAAAAAAUGCUCUCAAACUAGUCAUCAAACAAAUCGUGCCAAGUCUAGCUAUACUCUGGCAAUAGUAAUUGAUGCAUGCUUGUAUAUAUCGUAUAGGUAAUAAAGCAGACUUUUUUUCCUAUAUUUUGUUAUGGGAACUAAGAAUUUUCUUUUCUUUUUCAACCAAUUGCAUGUCAUUAUACAACACACAGUUCAAUGUUCAGUUAUUGCUUUUUUGCUCACUGGAUUCAAGAUGAUUCCAUCAUGAAUCUGCUUUAUUUUCUAAUCGUUUGUCCUUCCAUUUCAGUUUACAGUCUCCCUUCGCAGUUUUCAAAGUCAAAAGUUUGAGAUCGGAGAAUCACCUUUUGACCAUUCUUGAUAAUUCUAUUGAAAUCCAUUUAAUUUUCUAAUAAAUGAUUUUUCAAUUUCCGAUAUUUAAAUACAAUAUUAUUACGACACCCAAUUUUCGAAUUUGAGAAAUUACUUUUUGACUUGUUUGAGUGCUGUUCUCACAUUUUUUUUAAUACUUAAAUGGCACAACUUUAUGACAGUUCUUACUUUCUUUUAAGUUGAACUUUUUUUGCUUAAAAAUUAGAAUUUUUUUAACUACAAAGUUAAUAGCCUUGAUUUUUCAAUAACCACUCCCGUUUAUGAAAUACAAUGCCCAUUUCUGUUUUUAGAAUAUAAUGCCCUGUGUGGUUUCUUGUGCCCUGCCCUUUUCAUUAGAUAUCUAGAAUGAGAAAUGGUUUUAAGAUGCUGGGCCAUUGUUUACCAAUUUCGAUUUAUAAUGCUCGUAUGUACAUGUUUAUAUAUAUAUAUAUAUAUUAAUUUUUCAUUGUGAAGUGAGCAGUUUUAAAGUUAGUUUAUAGCAAUAUCUUGCAAGUUGAACAUAAUCUAUUAUUACCAUUCAUUAUGUAUUCUUAUGUAUUUAUGUUUUCUACAUUUCUUUAGAUUUUUUCCACCUUACAAGCUAAUUUUAUUAUCAGAGGAUACUAUUUAGACUAAUAUUUUUGACUUACCAAAUUAGUUAUUUUCCAGUGCUAACUUCAGCGGAGAUUCUUAUCAUCUGUCAUUCUAAUCAGUACAACAGUGAUGUUGCCUUUUACCUUACAUAAUAAUGAUAUUCUAAUGUAAAUUUAAUUCUUGAAGAAUUGAAUUCUUUUUAGAAGAUCAUCUAAAUUUUCAUGAUGCUAUUUUAGGUUUUCAUGUUAGCAUUUCUAUUCAGUAAAACUUUACUAUUACAAACUAGUUGGGAUCACUACCUGUUUUGACUAUCAAAAGUGUAUUUAUGUUCAAUAUAAAUUGAAAAAAAAAACAUUUAAAAAAUAUACCUUGCUUUUUUAUUCUGUAUUGUAAUUUAUUUUUCAUGUUAUUUAAUGUUACUUAUUAAAACUACAUUUUAACAAUAGCUUUUUUGAUAUAUCAUAAAUAUCCAUAUUUUCGUCUAUAAUAGUUAUAUUAACAAAUUAAUUCCAUAUUUGUAAUUACGGUUUUCUGUUCCUCAUUGAAAGUAUCCUUUAACAAUUUAAAUCAUUUUUAUAAUACAUUAUCACGAUGGCUACAACCAGGGAAAAUUUAAAAAUUGUUCAUUAAGCUGUUGGAAAUUUUAAAGAUUUUAGUUCAAUUUUAAGGAAUAAGUUGGACAGUUAUAAUGUUGAGAUAGGUUUCCUUUAAUUUGCAAGCAUAUUUUGGUAGAUAGAAAUUAGUUAAUGUAUCUACAAUCAUUCUCUAACAAUUUUUAAACUUUUCCUAGUUGUGGGCACGGUUAUAAUUAUUCAAACUUAAAUUUUUCUGUUUUCUAAGUUAAAUAAUAUUUAUCUAUUACUAUGUAUAAUCCUGAUGUGGUUUUAAACAUUAAUAACUUAAAGUUCAUUUCUUGUGUAUUUUGUAAUUAUAAUGUAAAA